GAGAGCGGCGGUUGGGGCUGGGCUUCCGGAGGCUUCAGCGCCAUGUCAUAUGCCUACCUUUUCAAAUACGUUAUCAUCGGGGACACCGGCGUCGGGAAAUCAUGCCUCUUGCUGCAGUUCACAGAUAAACGGUUUAUGGCUGUUCAUGAUUUGACAAUUGGUGUGGAGUUCGGGGCACGGAUGAUUUCCAUUGAAAACAAAAAGAUCAAACUGCAGAUUUGGGAUACGGCUGGCCAGGAAUCCUUCCAGUCUAUCACACGCUCCUAUUACAGAGGAACAGCUGGGGCGCUCUUGGUCUACGACAUCACCAGGCGAGAAACGUUCAACCAUUUGUACACCUGGUUAGAGGACGCUCGGCAGCAUUCCAGUCCCCACAUGGUGAUCAUGCUGAUUGGCAAUAAAAGCGACAUGGAGAACCGCCGAGUUGUUCAAAAAGAGGAAGGAGAGGCUUUCGCUCGGGAACAUGGCAUGGUUUUCAUGGAGACAUCAGCCAAGACAUCAGCCAACGUGGAAGAGGCCUUUCUCAACACAGCUAAAGCCAUCUACAGAAAGAUCCAGCAGGGUGAACUUGACAUUUCCAAUGAGGGACAUGGGAUCAGGAUUGGCUCUAAACAACCAGCAGUUAUUCAGCCUGGAUCAUCCCUCCGCCCGGGACCACAAGGCUCUGGGGACCGAUCGGGCUGUUGCUAAGUUUACUUGAAAAUCCUGUCUGGCCCAUUGAGGCUGGUAACAAAUGGAGGAUGGUGCUUUUUUUUUUUUUCUUAUUCAGACAGUGUUGUGGGAGAUAGGGAAGCAAGGAUUGUCCAGUCCAGUUUUCCUUUCCCCUUUUUAUACGAAUUUGGGGCCAACAUAUAUCUAAUCUUUGGCUGGGGGGUCUAUAGCACCCCUUUCCAAAAUCUUCCCAUCAGAGUUGUCUAGCCUUUCUUAUAAAAGAAAAGAUAUUUCCCUCCUCCAGUCUGACCUUAUAUCAGCAGUGACUUUUCUCCUCACUGUUGAAAACUUCAUUCCCUAUCUUGGACUCGUUGCGUUCUGGGGAUCACCCAGGUCGCCAUACUUGAUUUUAAUAUUCAGCUGUGAUGUACUAUUUCUCCUCUUCCUAUUAAAAGUUGUCACGUUUGCUUUUAUCUGCCUUUCUUUUCUAGUGGGAGAAGGAAGCGAAGGACUGUGUAAAAAGGAUUUGCUUCAUCUUUUGCCACGGCAAUUCUUUAAUGCAACCUUCCAUUGCAGGUCGUCCUCGACUUUUG
Molecule: messenger RNA, 1244 nt
Organism: Crotalus tigris (Tiger rattlesnake)
Lineage: Eukaryota; Metazoa; Chordata; Lepidosauria; Squamata; Viperidae
Gene: RAB2B
Product: RAB2B, member RAS oncogene family
Exons: 8
Coding region: 43-690 (215 amino acids)
Cellular component (GO): Golgi apparatus
Molecular function (GO): GTP binding; GTPase activity
Source: RefSeq, a predicted model, not a curated record